Molecule: messenger RNA, 1451 nt
Organism: Echinops telfairi (small Madagascar hedgehog)
Lineage: Eukaryota; Metazoa; Chordata; Mammalia; Afrosoricida; Tenrecidae
Gene: ZCRB1
Product: zinc finger CCHC-type and RNA binding motif containing 1
Exons: 8
Coding region: 286-861 (191 amino acids)
Biological process (GO): mRNA splicing, via spliceosome
Cellular component (GO): U12-type spliceosomal complex
Molecular function (GO): RNA binding; zinc ion binding
Source: RefSeq, a predicted model, not a curated record
GGGCCCGCCUCCGGGCUGGGGUCCUCGACGCGUCCGAGUGCGUCUAACGAGCGCCUGGUAGAGGCCGAACGGCUGUAACCCCUCCCGGACCCGUGAUGCCAAGGACGCUACGUGGGGCGAGAAAUAGCCGGGGUUGAGCCUCAGUUGAAUCUGGGGCUCGCGCGCUCCUAACCCCUCGGGCCCGUCUUAGCAGAAGGGGAGAAAGACGGGAUUUACCUCUCCGGGAAAGCGUUACGGUCUCGGAAAUCCAAAGGGGCAGCUCUACCCUGUCCUCUCUGGGUCGCUAUGAGUCGGCAUGGACUCGAUGGCAAAAUGAGUGGUGGAUUGGCCCCAAGUAAAAGUACAGUAUAUGUAUCCAACCUUCCCUUUUCCCUCACAAACAAUGACUUAUACCGGAUAUUUUCCAAAUAUGGUAAAGUUGUAAAGGUUACGAUAAUGAAAGAUAAAGACACCAGGAAGAGUAAAGGAGUUGCAUUUAUUUUAUUUUUGGAUAAAGAAUCUGCACAAAACUGUACCCGAGCAAUUAACAACAAACAGUUAUUUGGUAGAGUGAUAAAAGCAAGUAUUGCUAUUGACAAUGGAAGAGCAGCCGAGUUCAUCAGAAGGCGACACUACUUCGAUAAAUCUAAGUGUUAUGAAUGUGGGGAAAAUGGUCAUUUAAGUUAUGCAUGUCCUAAAAAUAUGCUUGGAGAACGUGAACCUCCAAAGAAGAAAGAGAAAAAGAAAAAGAAGAAAAUUCCUGAACCAGAAGAACAAAUUGAGGAAGUAGAAGAAAGUGAAGAUGAAGGAGAAGACCCUGCUCUUGACAGUCUCAGUCAAGCCAUAGCUUUCCAGGUACCACUUCUUUUAAUUUUUUCCUGAAAGGCAGCAUGCCAUAGCUGCCUUGGGCUAAUUGGCUUUAUGUUCCUACUUCAUCGAUCACCUCCUCAUGAUAACCCUUGUCUUUCCACUUCACCUCCUGAACUUUAGGAAAUCAUUAGAUCAGUGUGAGAAAAGUUUGCAAUGGUUUUUCUAGAUUUUAAGGGUCCCAUAACAGCUUUAGUCUUAAACGCUUUUCAUUAUAGAAUCAAGCAAAACUAUUUGACUAAAAGUAAGGUCAGCUCAACAGAAAAUGUUUUAUUCUGUCAAAGACAUUAUUUUUAAAAUAGAAACUUCACUCUAAAGUAAAACCCAAAACAAGUUUUUAUGGUAUACAACCUCCUAAUUUUGUGUGUAAAUUUUUUGUGUUAGUAGAUUUGGCAAGUUAAAAAACAUUUCCCCUUUUCACAUAUAGCAUUUCAGCCUCCAGCAGGGACGGCAAAGAGGUUUCAUUUCAGAUGCCUGUUAAUUAGUAGACAAUGACUAAAGUCAUGUUGAAUAACAUUGGGAAACUGAGAUAGAACUUGGCAAAGCAAAAAUAAAAUAAAAAACCAACACCCUGAGGGAGUGGAAUUGCCUGUCUUGGCAUGGGA